Thunnus maccoyii (southern bluefin tuna) is the source of this 3257-nucleotide messenger RNA. RefSeq names its product spartin b (gene spartb). The record is from RefSeq and is a predicted model, not a curated record. The transcript is spliced from 8 exons. The coding region runs from base 292 to 2136 and encodes 614 amino acids. NCBI's taxonomy places the organism in Eukaryota, Metazoa, Chordata, Actinopteri, Scombriformes, Scombridae. Gene Ontology annotation, biological process: negative regulation of BMP signaling pathway; cell division. Gene Ontology annotation, cellular component: plasma membrane.
GCAGAAUGCCGGUGGGGAAAAAGAUAAGGCUGACACGAUACUACUGACAUCCAUGACUUUUGAUUUGACAGAUCGAUGCGAGUAUUCCAAUGUACAUUGGGAACUCAUGACAAGGCUCAUCAGCGAUUAUUUCCCUUAUUAACUUUAAUAAGAUAGACGGUUACUGACUGAACUUAAGUUUAUUCGAUAGCUGGAAGGAUCUUUAUCUGACGAGAGCACGUAACGUUAACUGCGAGAUAGCUAACUGGCUAAUUAAGCUGUCAUUCGGAGUUUCACGCUCACCGGGAGGGAAUGGAGAAAGCUAAACAGGAUGCAUUUGACAAUGCCAGACUUCAAGUGAUCAAAGAUGGCUAUGAGAGGGCCUUUGAGUGCCUCAAUAAAGGGCUGACAGCAGAUGAAGCUGGAGACAAGGCAGAGGCCCUGGAGCUCUACAAGAAAGGGCGGCAGCACCUUCUCAGGGCCAUCAGUGUGCCCUCGCGGGGAGAGGAGUGUGUUGGUAGCUCCUGGGAAUCAGCCAGACAGAUGCAGCAGAAGAUGCAGGAGACGCUGAACAACAUCACCACUCGCAUGGCCAUAUUAGAGACCAGCUCUGACGUCUGCUCUGGAUCCUCACUGAGCUCCAGUAGUGGUGUGUCUGGCCUGAGUGCGACAGACAAGUCUGCAGAAGCCCUCUACCCAAAACUCCCUGCCAAAGAGAAGCCACAGAGGCCAGCUCCACCAAACCUACUUUCUGCUAAUGGCCUUGCAGCCGGAGCAGUAGGAGGCAUGCCUGCAUGCAGCAUUGUGGGUCAACCUCUUUCACCUACCAGACAGCUUGUGGUUCCAUGUGACCAGCCUCCAGCUUACUCUGCUCAGGCGGCUGACGGCCACCUCUCUAUCUCAUACGGAACUGAGGCAGGGGAGCUGUCGUUGGUUGGGGAUGAGUUCUACAGUCGUACGUCGAAUUCAACACCAUCUCCCCAGAGCAUGGGUGAAGAGGGAGAGGAGAUGCUGUAUAUCCCUCAUGGGGUUCAGAUAUUCUUUGUCACACCAGAGGGCCAAGUGAGCGCUCCGUCAUACCCCGGCUACCUGCGGCUGGUGAAGUUUACUAGUGAGCACUCUGAAAGAAUGCCCAACAGACCACCAGCAUUUCUGCAGGUGUGUGACUGGCUGUACCCUCUCAUGGCCAUGGACUCUCCAGUGUUGCUGUGUAACACUGGUGUGUUUAUGUUUCCGGACAUGAUGGCGCCAGCUCCGGGCUAUUAUGUGGGGGUGGUGCUAUCCUCUGAGCUGCCUGCUGCAGAGAGAGCGCUGUUCCAGGACCUGCUGUCCCAAAUGACAGAUCUGAGGGUUCAGGCUCCAGAUGAAGCUGCAGACAGCAUUAAUCUCAGUCAAAAGGUGUCCAUCGUUCCAACUGAGGAGACUGCGCCAGCUACGACAGAGGAGGGGGAGGAGGAGAAGGCUCUGCCCGAGUGGAGUGAAAAGGUGGCAAAUGGGAUUCUGACAGGUGCAUCCUGGUUAAGCUGGGGCCUGGUGAAAGGAGCCGAGUUCACGGGCAAGGCCAUUCACAAGGGGGCAUCUAAACUCCGAGAACACAUCACCCCAGAGGACAAACCCACCCACGUUAGCCCCACAGUCACCAAAGGCCUCCAUGUUGCCAAGCAAGCGACGGGGGGAGCUGUCAAAGUCAGCCAGUUUCUAGUGGACGGUGUGUGUACUGUCGCUGGCUGUGUGGGUCGGGAGUUGGCUCCACAUGUGAAAAAACACGGAGGAAAGCUGAUUCCAGAGUCCAUGAAGAAAGACAAGGAUGGGCGUUCUAACAUAGAUGGAGCCAUGGUGGUGGCAGCUAGCGGAGUGCAAGGAUUUGCAACCAUGUGGACUGGUUUGGAAGUAGCAGCAAAAAACAUCACUACGAGUGUCGCAUCAGAGACAGUCACCACUGUAAAACACAAGUACGGUGACGCAGCAGGACACGCCACAGACCACGCUGUCAAUUCUGCCAUUAAUGUCGGUAUCACUGCCUUCAAUAUUGACAACCUGGGGAUCAAAGCUGUGGUGAAAAGGACUGGUAAGCAUACAGCGCAGGCCAUUUUGGAAGACUACAAUAUUCAGGAAAAACCAGAGAAUGGGAAGCAAGUGGAGAAAUCUGAAAAAUAGCCAGUAGUGCUAUGCCUCUUUCCCUCGCUCAGCAAUGCCUUAAAGCAUAAUUUGUAUUCUUUGAUCAAAUAAAUCUAUAUUUAAUAUUCUUUAUUUAUGAUAUGUUUUAUAUUUACAAAAUAACUACUGUUAUAUGCAUAUCAUAUAGUUUGAUACAGCUCAUAAGCACUUUAAUCUUAAUAUGAAAUAUAGAUGGACCUAGACAGAGAAACAGCAGAUUAUAUAAUUCAAAAAUACAUACACUGUAUUGAUACACAAUAUAGAAGUGAUUUUGUAAAUUGGUGGGUUGAUAUGUAGUUUCAUAACAUUCAGGUAUUAUCACUUAACUUGUAAGAUAACAAUUUCACUGUACAAAGCAUUGGAUUGCGGUUGACUAGCCACUGACAUCUUUUCUAAUUUUUAUGAAGUUUCUGUCUGUGUUAGUUUUUUUUUACCCUGAUAGGGUAAGUGAAGUUUGUCUACUUUGAAUAAAAUAACAAAUAAUAUUAUCUGUAUGUCAGUAUCUUCAGAUAUAAACUGCUUAAGACAAAAAAAAAAGUCUGAUAUACUGUUGUUUUUCCCCUGUGGUGUUUAAAAUAAGAAGUAAUCACUGCUGCUCACUGUGCCUGCAAUUAUAAAAUGAUAUGCAAGAAUCUAAUAUUUUGUAAAACUGCAACUUGUCUAUGUAUUUUUGUUGGACCUUCACUCGUUGCAAGACAGUUGUUGCCUCUCGUCAAUGAGGGUUACUUAGAAUUAAGUUUGCAAGAGGAGUCUAAAACUGUAAAAGUGGUUUGUUUUUGUUCUGCUACAUUCUGCAAUGCUGUUUUGAAUAUUUCACUUGAGCUGUUCCCACAUAUUUUCAAAAUGGUGAUGUUUAUAAUAUUUAAUAUAAAACUAUAGAUUGCAUUAUUUUGAUGUAUAGACAAAACCUUUAACAAAAUGUGACUUUUGAAGUGUGAUGCUAACUGUUUCCAAACCAGCUAUUUGUUUGCUUUAUGAGUGAAGUGAUCUGGUUUUUUGUUGUUUUUUUCUCAUUUUACACUUCAGCUUUAAGCCCUCAGCAGGUGAUUGUUGCAUAUUAAGAUUACUUUCCAACUUGAAAGACUGAAACUUUUCUGAAAAAAUAAAACGAUUAAAAGAAA